Messenger RNA from Centropristis striata (black sea bass), 2631 nucleotides. RefSeq names its product peptide YY-like. The coding region runs from base 2233 to 2511 and encodes 92 amino acids. Gene Ontology annotation, molecular function: neuropeptide hormone activity; neuropeptide Y receptor binding. The transcript has 4 exons. Gene Ontology annotation, cellular component: extracellular region. Lineage: Eukaryota; Metazoa; Chordata; Actinopteri; Perciformes; Serranidae. The record is from RefSeq and is a predicted model, not a curated record. Gene Ontology annotation, biological process: feeding behavior; neuropeptide signaling pathway.
CUGAUAUUACAUUAAAUGACCAGUGUGUGUGUGCGUGCAUCUUUAACUGUUAUUACAUUAAAUGACCAGUGUGUGUGUGUGUGCGUGUAUCUUUAACUGUUAUUACAUUAAAUGACCAAUGUGUGUGUGUGCGUGCGUGUAUCUUUAACUGAUAUUACAUUAAAUGACCAGUGUGUGUGUGCGUGCGUGUAUCUUUAACUGUUAUUACAUUAAAUGACCAGUGUGUGUGUGUGUGCGUGUAUCUUUAACUGUUAUUACAUUAAAUGACCAGUGUGUGUGUGUGUGUGCGUGUAUCUUUAACUGAUAUUACAUUAAAUGACCAUUGUGUGUGUGCGUGCGUGUAUCUUUAACUGUUAUUACAUUAAAUGACCAGUGUGUGUGUGCGUGCGUGUAUCUUUAACUGUUAUUACAUUAAAUGACCAGUGUGUGUGUGUGUGUGUGUGUGUGUGUGCGUGUAUCUUUAACUCAUAUUACAUUAAAUGACCAGUGUGAGUGUGCGUGCGUGUAUCUUUAACUGUUAUUACAUUAAAUGACCAGUGUGUGUGUGCGUGCGUGUAUCUUUAACUGUUAUUACAUUAAAUGACCAGUGUGUGUGUGCGUGUGUGUAUCUUUAACUGUUAUUACAUUAAAUGACCAGUGUGUGUGUGCGUGCGUGUAUCUUUAACUGUUAUUACAUUAAAUGACCAUUGUGUGUGUGCGUGCGUGUAUCUUUAACUGUUAUUACAUUAAAUGACCAGUGUGUGUGUGCGUGCGUGUAUCUUUAACUGUUAUUACAUUAAAUGACCAGUGUGUGUGUGCGUGCGUGUAUCUUUAACUGUUAUUACAUUAAAUGACCAGUGUGUGUGUGUGCGUGCGUGCGUGCGUGUAUCUGUAACUGUAAUCACAUCAAAGCAUCAAAGCGUUGGGGUCGACCAAUCAGAGCAGAGCAAUCAACGGAAUUAACAGCUGUGGAAUCUUCUGGCAGAGUGACAGCAGCCAGAGGUGGGCAGAGUGAAAUUUCUGGCCUCGAACAGAAAGCAUUUUUGGCAAAACCAUAAUACCUAUCAUUGAUCCGACUUCACUUUGAGCGUCCUGAGUUCUUCCUGAACCUCUACAUAUGUUUUUUUUUUAAGAAAAAUAAAACAAUAGCUUUGUUAGAGCGAUCUAAUAAAAACAGUUAAAUCUCACUUUUUCCGAAAUCUUCCUGCGUUUUUAAUAUGGGACCCAAUGGGGCUGUUGGUGGUUUUGGUGGCGCAUCUUUGCGUCGUACGCCCAAAUUAUAACUCUGACAGCUUUACCAGAGGAUUGUGAGUGAGAAGACAAAUUUUCCUACAUUUCUAUGUAUAAAUUAUUUCUGUAGAGUGGAAUUUGCGGCCUGGAGCGCAGUUUUCAAAUUUAUUUUUUGACAGUUUUACCUCUCCCUCUACACUCUGAGCGAUGACAUCACACACUCUGACACGAACAUUUCGUGCAAUACACACCCAUUAUCUCAGAAUUUCUCCAAAAAUGAUCAUGGUCAUUGAACAGGGAUUGAUAAAAAACUAUAUGACCUAUCGAAACGCAAAGUAAUACACCAAUACACAAGACUUGUGUCUACUGUUUAAAGUUUAAAUGGAGUCUCUAGGUGAAAUUAUGCCGGAGAAGUAGACGUCUGAAAAUCUUCAAUUAAUGUUCUUUUUUGCUCAUUUUCUUUCGGCCGUCCCAUUCAUUUCAAUGCAAAAUUUUGGGCAGUUUUUCGCGACUUACGUCGCACAGUAUAACAGUAGUGCAGCACUGGUCCCUACAGAUAUUGCUGUAUGGGACCAGUGCUCGGUGCGAUUGCCCCGAGGCCCUAAUAAAAUCCUCAAAGCACACAUGUUGACUCCUGUAGUAAAUUUCUAAUGUAGUUAAUUUCAAUAUUUUAAAAGAACAACAUGACAUAUGCACACCUUCUGGUCAAACAAUUCACAUUUUAAUGAAUCUAAUGCCGUGCCCCCUGACAUGUUUUGGUGUUUUCACACUAAUGUAAUUAAGUAUCUCCAUUUGUUUCACUGCUUUGACAUUUUGGAGUUACUAAACUAAUGAGGCGGUGGAUAUUUCUCAGGAGAACCCUGAAAGUGAAUGAAAUGACCCUCCCUCCCAUCUCACGCUCUGUAUAAAACACAGGCAAUGUUGGGAAUCUGACAGAGGAGCCUUGAACACAGAGCAAACCCACAACAAGAUCAUUUUCAAGGGUCGCAUUAUCAUUCUGACCGUCCUCCAGGACUCGCUGUGAUGUCGCUGAGUAUUCUGGCUCUUUGCCUGCUGGCUUCUAUUCACUCUGGCAUCAAUGCGUAUCCAGCCAAGCCUGCCAGUCCUCGGGAAGGAGCUCCACCUGAGGAGCUCGCCAAAUAUUAUUCUGCACUAAGACACUACAUCAAUCUUAUUACAAGACAGAGGUAUGGGAAAAGAGACACCCCAGAUACUGUGUUUUCAGGUGUGUUUAUGAGGGAGAGCACAGAAAGUAUUCCAGGAUUAAACUAUGUCAGGUAUGAUGGGCUGCCACUGUGGUGAUGCUACUGCAGAUAGACUUUACCAUAAAGCUGCUAGCGUAAUGUUACUAACAUUAAAUUAACUUGUGCUGCAUGCAAUAAAUAGUGUAAUGCAAAUUCUUUGGUCUGUGAUAUUUCAAGU